AUGUGGUUGCUGAAAGCUGGAUGCAGUCAUCACAUGUGUGGGCAUAAGGACUUGUUCAGUGAUUUGAAUGAGUCUAUGCAAUCUGUGAUCUCAUUUGAUGAUCAAACGAAGAUUCCAUCCAAAGGAAAAGGAAGAAUCACUAUCAAGUUAAGGGAUGGGUCGUCCAAUUCCAUAUCAGAUGUUUAUUAUGUUCCGGAUGUUUGCGACACUUUCAAGAAUUUCAAGGCCGUUGAGAAACAAAGUGGUGAGAAUAUAAAGGUAUUGAGAACUGAUAGAGGCCAAGAAUAUAUGGUAUGUGAUGAAUUUUUGGAGAAGAAUAGGAUAAAACAUCAAUUGAUAGCCAGGUCUCCUAAUAGAAGUGUGGAUGGAAGAACUCCCUAUGAAGUGUGGAGUGGGAGGAAGCCGAAUAUUCAACAUCUUCAUGUGUUUGGAUGUAUUGCUUAUUCUCAUGUCCCGUAUCAUAUUAGAAAGAACCUUGAUGAUAAGGCAGAAAAGUGCAUUUUUAUUGGCUACAAUCUAGUCACAAAAGGCUACAAGCUCUAUAAUUCGAAAACAAAUAUAGGUUAUAAUUAG
Prunus armeniaca (apricot) is the source of this 573-nucleotide messenger RNA. The record is from the annotation of a GenBank genome assembly. Lineage: Eukaryota; Viridiplantae; Streptophyta; Magnoliopsida; Rosales; Rosaceae.